AUUCAAACUUUCUGUUACAUAAAUAUUAAACAAGAAUUAUUAGAAUAUAAUUUAAGAGAUAAUGUAAAUAGAACAACUAUUAAUGCUAGCCAGUUAGAAUUUACUAUCAAAAAUUUUUUUAAUUCAUUUAGUUCAAUUUUUGAAUCUUGCAACAUGCAACUAGAAGAAAUUAAUGAUAAUAAAAUAUUAAUUAAGGAAAUUGUUGAUAUUUCAAACCCAGCUUUUAUUAGAAAUAAUAAUUUAUUUAUUAAAAAUCAAGGCAAAAU
Racocetra fulgida is the source of this 266-nucleotide messenger RNA. Lineage: Eukaryota; Fungi; Glomeromycota; Glomeromycetes; Diversisporales; Gigasporaceae. The record is from the annotation of a GenBank genome assembly.